UACUUGGUCAAUCUAAAGUCUAAAGUGGGUAGAUGAUCUAUUAUCAUUUCAAUGAAGCCUCAUACCGAUAUAGAAUGAAAACAUUGGAUUUGAUAGCAGUUAGGCCUGGGGGGCCUGGGCAGCUACAACCAUUUCCUAUGUUUCCUUGUUUGAACGGAUAAUCUUUGAUUAAUUGGCAUUGAUUAAUAUUCAAUCUGAACAACGCUUAUAUUCUCCAAGGUAAUUCAGAUUCCAUUUUUGUGCUGUAUCUACCACUCACAGUGGUGGAAGGUAAAUCCCCGAGAUCAUCCAAUCGUUGAAAUUUCUUCAAGAUGUCUGUGUCCAAAGAAGAAACUGAUGGAGAAUAUGACGUCAUCGUGAUUGGGGCGGGGCUCUCUGGUCUUACAGCUGCGUAUCACUUGAAAAGGACCGUCGAGGGAUGUAAGGUUCUUGUGUUAGAAGCAAAAGAUAGGGUUGGAGGAAGGACUCUAACUGUUCCACUCAAAUGCUCUAAUGGGACAGACCAAUGGGAUUUAGGAGGGCAGUGGGUAUGCAGAACACAGCAUCAUGUCCUUUGGCUUCUCAACGAACUUGGAAUCGAGGUUUAUCCUCAGAAAUCCAACGGUACCAAACUCAUUCAGAGUGGUAACAAUGCAAAGAUCAAUACUUACCAAGGUGAUAUACCAGCUUUGCCUCUUCAUGUUCUUCUUGAUCUUCUUAACUUUGAAAGAAAGACUGAUGCACUUUCAAGAGAAAUACCAUGUGAUGAGCCAUGGAGAGCUAAACAUGCAAAUGAUUAUGAUGGAAUUACCUUCGAACAAUUCCUUGCCAGAGAAACAUGGACAGAAGGGGCUAGGAACAUGGUGAAAGGAGCCUUCGAAGUCGUCAAUGGUUCUGGAGUGAGAGGUUACAGUGCCCUAAAUUAUCUAUUUUAUGUCAGUUCGGGUAUUAGCAACCGAAGUCUCUACGACAACAAGAAUUCUGGAGCACAGGAGGAUAAAAUAAAGGGAGGGGCACAAUCCAUCAGCACUAAAUUACGGGAAACUAUUGGUCAAUCCAAUGUGCUACUUUCUGAACCAGUGGUCAGCGUCGAUCAAAACUCAGGAUCAACGGUCAAAGUUCGAACCCUCUCAGGAAAGUCUUUCUCCUGCAAAUACAUCGUCAACGCAAUCCCAAUGAACUGUUCAGAAACUAUCCAAUACAUACCCAAACCACCACUGAAACGCCAGAUGCUUAUGAGUUACACGAGAAGUGGAAACCUCUUAAAGUUUAUUGCAACAUACAAAACAGCAUUUUGGCGUGACAAAGGAUAUUCUGGUGAGAUUAUUAACUCCUCGAAUAAUAGUCUUUCACCUAACGAUGUAGGACCAUUGAUCUAUGUUUGUGAUGCUACAUCGUGGAAAGGUAGCCCUGCCUUGGUGGGUUUUAUCAACAACCCAAUAUAUUGGAGCAACGUAGAGGAUCAGGAUAGGAGAAGUGCUAUUCUGAAGCAUCUAGAAAGAUUCCUGGGAUCUGAAGCUUUGACACCGAUUGAUUUCAGGGAAAAGCAUUGGGCUGAUGAACCUUACAAUGGAGGGUGUCCAGUCAAUGUGAUGAUGACGGGUGCUGCUGAAUACUGGGAUGAAAUCAGAUUGCCUUUUGAUCGAGUACAUUGGGCAGGUACGGAGACGGCCACACACUGGAUGGGGUACCUGAGUGGCGCUGUGCAGUCUGGUCUAAGAGCUGCAGAUGAGGUAGUCAACAGGCUAGGAGUCUCUGAGGAAACCAGGAACAACAGUUCAGACCUUCUCAAGUCACUUGACAGUCCUGGAGAUGAUGAACGGAGAUCAACGGUUGGCUGGACGAGUCAAGGAUUGGUGUGGGUGUGGACCUUUGGGAAGGUUGGGCUGGGGUUGGGUUUAGCUGGGCUGGUAGGUGCUGGAGUUCAGGCAUGGAUUCAAGGCCAUGGUUAAGUAUUCACAAAGCGAUUUCUGAGUGAUGGUGGAAAUCACUGCUAAGACGGUUAAUUAAAUACUACUCUUCUCAUUUUCAGUAGGAUUCGACUAUCGACAAUCAACUAAGAUAUAGAUCAGGUGAUGGAUCAAGAGUCACAUAAAGGGGCAUGUACAUGUAUACUCUCCCUUGGCUCAAAAUUGUCAAAAUGUCACAAAAACCAUGCAAAGGUACGAAGUUACAGGCAAAGAUAUGGUUGGGACAUUGAACUGUGAUAUUUGUUUAGAAUUGUCAAGCUAAAUAAGAAAUGAAUAAACAAAUUAAAAAUGAAUAAGUAGUAUUUUAUAGUUAAUGCUUCACAUGUUGACAUUUGCCAGCAAUAGUUGUUUGCGAUCAGAACUAAUCAUUCUAACUUGAUAUUGAUAUCUUAAAAAGUAAAAUAUAAGAUUAUUUAAGGACGUGGUUACACCGAAUAUACAAAAUGAAUGUCAACUAUGCAAUUUACCAACUCUUGAGGAAAGGAGACUAGCACUGUGAAGUAAAUUUGAAAAAUCAUUUGCAAAUCACCCAGCGGAAAUUCCUGAUAUCAUCACCCAUCGAUGUGACGACGGAUAUAAUCCACCCGGGUACUAUAAAAAUGUCCCCCAAACCCAUUAUCCCAAUACAUAUUCCUGACUUUGGAUGGUUUUGAGUGAUUUUAAUGUAAUAAAGUGCCAUAUUUCCCACCAAUUGAACGUAAAAAAAAAUUAUGGUCAUCUGAUAGAAGAAGUUGUUAACAUUCAUUUCAGGGGGACGGAAAUUCUAUCUGAAUCAAUGCUUGUCUUUGAUACACAUUUGUUUGUGAAAAAAGGGUAUGAUACAGGGAAUUCUGCGUGUUAUAAGGGUGCGCGCGUGCAGCGAGGACCUUCUGUCCGCUAGUUUUCCAUAAGUUUGAUUCUUACUGAAUUUGUUCAUAUUAAUAGCUGUUUUUCAUGUUUGAUUGCCAUUAUUUGUACAUCGACACAUUUUUAAAUUGAAUAAGAUGCAUAUUGAUAAAUGGAAUUAUGCUAUUAAGUUUAUUGUACAUAAAUACAUUGAAAAUGAUAACAUCAGAGAGGGACUUACAUAGUUCCACUACCCCCCCCCCCCAAAAAAAAAAAAGGAAAAUGAAAGGGAAAGGGAAAAUGGUGCCAUGAAAACUGAUAAUUGCCCUUGAAGAAAGAUGUUGUAUAUACAGAAUUCAAUUUUUAGCUCAGUGGAAAUCUUUUCGCAUUAAAACAGAUUCUUUAUUACGAUCCAUUCUGUAUUAUACCAAAUAGGAUUUUUUUUAAAAAUGUACAGAAAAUAACUACGCAAGUCUGUCAUAAACAUUUUGUUGGUUCAAGAAUAUAGAAAAUCUUUACCAAUUAAGUGUAAGUUUCUGGAAGAUUUUUUUUCUGUCUUUGUUUUAAUAUGUAGUCAUAAGCUAUCAUAAAUAUUGCAUUGAAUACCCUGCCUGAAUUUCGGCAUUCCAGAAUGAAAUAGAUUAGCCUAAAUCCUAUAUGAGUGCGCAACAACCAAGCAAGUAUUAUGGAAACAUCAAAGUUGUAUAGAGCUAUGAUUUGGUCCAUACAAGGAAAUACUUAGGUACACUGUAAAAACGGUGGUGUUAAAACUGACACCAGUUGGUGUUAAUAGAGGACCACACCCUGAGGUGUUAAAAUUACACCAUAGAGAUUGAACAUAACACCAAAGAGUGUAAAUAUAACAACCAAAUGUGUUGUAAUAACACCUAUAGGUGUUAAACUAACACUGUCCAUUUAACACCGGUGUAAAAUAACUGGUGUGGUCCUCUAUGUACACCGGUUAACACCACUGUUUUUGCUGUGUAUGAUUAUAAUUGAUGAUAAAGUGCAAAGAAGAGUGCAGUGUGAUGAGUUUUAUGAAGUAAAAAUAGUUCUUAUUGCU
Lytechinus pictus (painted urchin) is the source of this 3837-nucleotide messenger RNA. Its product is annotated as probable flavin-containing monoamine oxidase A. Bases 312 to 1931 code for a protein of 539 amino acids. NCBI's taxonomy places the organism in Eukaryota, Metazoa, Echinodermata, Echinoidea, Temnopleuroida, Toxopneustidae. Gene Ontology annotation, molecular function: oxidoreductase activity. The transcript has 12 exons. The record is from RefSeq and is a predicted model, not a curated record.